AUGCCCAUGCUUGAGCACGUUCCUGCCGGCUAUCAAGCCGGCGCUGCCACGGCAACAUCAAAUGCAAGCGUCGAAUUACAGUCAAAUGUAGGAGACUUCAAAUUCACUUUCGAUGCGAUACGGCCGGGACUGUUUCGCACAACCUUUACCUCACCGAAACAUUUGCUGCCACCUCAUCGAGCAGCCCCGGUCCCCAACAAGACUGUGGACAACUCUAACGCUACAGUUUUGUCAUCUGGUACGGCUGCAAAAAGCUUCCAAGUCGACGGUGUCACGGCUCAAGUUGACUGGGAAAGCGGACUCCCGCUCGUGUCCCUGACUCUUUCUGGUCAGCAAAAACCAAUCCAUGCCGACCUUCCCAAUCGAUCGUAUGCCGCUGAUGGACCUGGCAUUUCUCAUUACACCAAGUACAAUCAUGGCACACUCCAUCUUGGGCUUGGCGAGAAGCCAGCACCCAUGGAUCUUUCAAACCGCCACUUUGUGCUAUCAGCAACUGACUCUUUCGGUUAUGAUGUGUACCGGACGGAUCCAUUGUACAAGCACAUUCCGCUUCUGAUCAAUGCUACGCCAGACGGAUGUGUCGGCAUCUUCUCCACAUCACAUGCACGUGGCUUUUACUCGGUGGGCUCGGAAAUGGAUGGUAUGUGGGGUCGUUUUAAGGUCUAUCGCCAGGACUACGGGGGCCUUGAAGAGUAUCUACUUGUAGGCAAGACACUACCAGACAUUGUUCGCAUCUACGCAGAUCUUGUUGGAUAUCCCCUUCUGGUGCCGCGAUGGGCAUUUGGUUAUCUGGCUGGUGGAAUGAAGUACUCCAUGACGGACGACCCCCCUGCGAGCCAAAGCAUGAUGGAGUUUGCGAGAAAGCUGAAAGAGCAUGAUAUUCCGUGCUCGGGUAUGCAAAUGUCUUCUGGAUACACAGUUGCAGAGACUGAGCCCAAGACACGAAAUGUCUUCACGUGGAACAGGCAUCGCUUUGCAGAUCCCAAAGGCUGGAUUGAUGCAUACCACAAAGAAGGAAUUCGACUCAUCGCAAACGUCAAGCCGUAUGUGCUGGGAAGCCACCCAGAGUACCAAAAGCUCAAGGAGGCCAAUGCAUUCUUCACCGACUCACUGACAACAGCGCCAGCUGAAGCUCGUCUUUGGAGCGCCGGGGGUGGCGAAAGUGGUAUUGGUGGGCAUAUUGACUUUACAUCAAAAGCUGGUUACCAAUGGUGGUAUGAAGGCAUUCGCGAGCUGAAGCGAAUAGGGAUUGAUUGCAUCUGGAAUGAUAACAACGAGUACACCAUCCCUCACGACGCAUGGCAAUGCGAACUUAGUGAGCCUUCUGUUAGCCAAGAGCCAAAGAACGAAAAGUAUGGCCAAGAGAUCGGGUUCUGGGGACGAGCACUAAAUACCGAGCUCAUGGGAAAAUCUUCUCACGAUGCUUCGUUGGAGGUUGAACCGGAGCAGCGUCCUUUUAUCUUGACCCGCAGUGCCACAGCUGGGACAUUGCGAUACUGCGCCAGUGCAUGGAGUGGUGACAACGUGACCUCCUGGCCCGGCAUGAAAGGUGCGAAUGCUCUUUCCCUGACUGCCGGCAUCUGUCUGAUGCAAUGUUACGGUCAUGAUAUUGGCGGUUUCGAAGGCCCUCAACCAUCGCCCGAACUGCUCGUUCGAUGGUGCCAACAAGGCAUCUACAGCCCUCGCUUCGCAAUCAACUGUUUCAAGACUGGCAACGACAACAGCGUCGGCGAUGUGAUUGAGCCUUGGAUGUAUCCCGAGACGACGGCAUUGGUCAGAGAUACCAUCAAGCGUCGCUACGAAAUGAUUCCGUACCUCUACUCGCUUGCUUUACAUUCACACAUGACGGCAACGCCUCCGCAGCGAUGGACUGGCUGGGGAUACGAGUCGGACCCCGAGAUCUGGAACAAUAAGGUUUUGACAGACGGCGAGACACAGUAUUGGCUUGGUGAUGCACUGCUGGUAGGCGGCGUUUUCGAAGCCAAUGCCGAGAGCGCCAAGAUAUAUCUCCCAAAAGACGCUUCGGACCCGAAUGCUGAGUUCCUUGAUCUCAACAAUGCGCCCCAGACAUACUACAAGGCCGGGAAGUGGGUCGAUAUCCAAGCGAAAUGGACCGAUAGCAUCCCUGUACUAGCAAAGGUUGGAUCGGCGAUUCCUGUUGGGAGGGCAGAGCAGGUACUCUCGGUAGGGGAGAAAAGCAACCCUGCGAACCUUACUCGCGACGAUUACCGUGCUGUCGAGGUGUUUCCGCCAAAGGCUUCAUCAAACGGCAAAGUCUACACAACGACCUGGUACGAAGACGACGGUGUUUCACCGCCGCCCGCGAAGAUUUCAGUGUUUGUUGUCAAGUACGAGGCGUCGGAAAGCGAGGUCUCGGUCAGCUAUGAGGAGAAACUGCAGCAAGGAUUCGAGCCAGCAUGGUCGGCAUUAGAGAUCAUCCUGCCCCGAGGUGAUGUGAGAAGCGUGUCGUUCAACGGGAACAAGGCUGAGAAGGUAGACACCGAUGCAAAGGGGAGGACUAGGUGGAAGGGUGUCGUUGAAAGGAGUGGCAAGUGA
Bipolaris oryzae ATCC 44560 is the source of this 2556-nucleotide messenger RNA. Its product is annotated as glycoside hydrolase family 31 protein. The coding region runs from base 1 to 2556 and encodes 851 amino acids. Lineage: Eukaryota; Fungi; Ascomycota; Dothideomycetes; Pleosporales; Pleosporaceae. Gene Ontology annotation, biological process: carbohydrate metabolic process. The record is from RefSeq and is a predicted model, not a curated record. Gene Ontology annotation, molecular function: carbohydrate binding; hydrolase activity, hydrolyzing O-glycosyl compounds. The transcript has a single exon.